CCCCCACAACAGCCACCCACCACCGCAGCCACUGCUUUGCCUACCGGUAGUCUCGCCCCCCUCGCUCCUUAACGUAUCUAUUUAGUAUUUCUUUUUCCAUACAUGUGAGCGUCUUUUGCCGCACCACAGGACCACGACACAAAGGUCGUACCGGUAGUAUGCAGCAAACCCCCAACGCACCCACAAUAUACCGGCGUUAGCCCCAGUUCUUUCCAUCAACAUGGCAAUAAUGUCCACUCUGUUCUCCUGGAUUGCUAAAAAGCUAUCCGUCGUUUCGUCCAACCAGACCAGCGAGAAUGGCCAGCCGGAGGGAGAUGUUCCUUUGAUGGAUACGACGGAGAUUUGGGUGGACCAUAUUUUCGCCUUUGUGGGCAUGGGGCACUACGCUUUGGUGGCCCCUGUGAACAAGAAGAUGAAAGAGUUGUACAAGAGGUAUUGUGAUUCCGUCGAGAGCCCACCGAUUGUGGUGACCUGGGAGCCUUUUACAAAUCGACAGGCAGGCUACACGGACACGUUUUACAGCAAUGCUUUAUGUGAUGUGAGAUGUGCGGAACACGUGCAAAUCCACUAUAAUGCUACUCCCACCAGUACAACGUUCAAUGAGGCCCAUGCGUGCAAGGCACUUGCCAAGGUGGGAAAUCUGAUCGUUCUUUGGUGGGCUCAUGAUGAGAAAUCGUUUCAAUGGGAUACAGCCACUUGCUCGGCUGCUGCAAGAGGUGGCCAUUUAAAAGUUCUCAAGUGGGCACGCAGCAAGGGUUGUCCUUGGAAUGAAUGGACUUGUGCUUUUGCUGCAGAAGGUGGUCAUUUGGAAAUUCUGGAAUGGGCAAUUGAGAAGGGAUGCCGCCGUCAUUCUCUGACUUUUUGUGAAUUGGCUGCUAGAAAUGGUCACAAGAAUAUUCUUCGUUGGGCUCUCAACAAUCGCUUUCGUUCUAGUGCAUUGAAAAGCGAAGCUUUUGUGGCUGAAGGCGGGCAUCUAGACCUGCUGAUUUGGCUCCUUGCAACGGGACGAAUCCCAAUGCAUCCGGGAAUCUGUUGGAGGGCUGCCCGAGGUGGGCAUUUGGAAGUUCUCCAAUGGGCUCGAGCAAAUCGAUGCCCAUGGGAUGCAAGAACAUGUCAUGAAGCCGAGAGAAAGGGUCAUGUGGAAAUUUUGGAAUGGGCACGUGCGAAUGGAUGCCCGGAAUAGAUAAAGAUAAAUCCAUCAAUAACAAUAGGAGAGUGGGCCAGUUGCCGCGUUACUGAGCAAACCGGAAAGGCUUGCCGCCUCGAUCUAAGCUAC
Messenger RNA from Seminavis robusta, 1276 nucleotides. NCBI's taxonomy places the organism in Eukaryota, Bacillariophyta, Bacillariophyceae, Naviculales, Naviculaceae. The record is from the annotation of a GenBank genome assembly.